Molecule: messenger RNA, 2414 nt
Organism: Elephantulus edwardii (Cape elephant shrew)
Lineage: Eukaryota; Metazoa; Chordata; Mammalia; Macroscelidea; Macroscelididae
Gene: CLPX
Product: caseinolytic mitochondrial matrix peptidase chaperone subunit
Exons: 14
Coding region: 136-2037 (633 amino acids)
Biological process (GO): protein catabolic process; proteolysis
Cellular component (GO): mitochondrial matrix
Molecular function (GO): ATP binding; protein dimerization activity; zinc ion binding
Source: RefSeq, a predicted model, not a curated record
CCGCCGGGCGGGUCAACUCUACUAGGGCUACUUAGAGGGCUCGGAACCAAGUCAGCACGACCUGCGAGUAGGCGUCGCGCCGCUGACACUCGUGAAGCAGCAGGGGGGCGAAACCCCAGUCUAGGCCCCACGGAGAUGUCUAGCUGCGGGGCUUGUACAUGCGGCGCGGCAGCUGCGCGGCUCAUCACUUCCUCGCUCGCCUCCGCGCCGAGAGGUAUUUCAUGUGGGCGCAUUAAUAUACCAGUGUUAGGAAGACUUGGAACCUUUGAAACUCAGAUUCUGCGAAGAGCUCCUUUUCGAACCUUUACAGAAACACCAACAUACUUUGCCUCAAAAGAUGGCAUCAGUAAAGAUGGUUCUGGAGAUGGAAAUAAGAAAUCACUAAGUGAUGGGAGCAGUAAGAAAUCAGGCUCUGGGAAUUCUGGGAAAGGUGGAAACCAGCUGCGCUGUCCUAAGUGUGGUGACUUGUGCACACAUGUAGAGACUUUUGUGUCAUCCACUCGGUUUGUGAAGUGUGAAAAAUGUCAUCAUUUUUUUGUUGUGCUAUCUGAAGCAGACUCAAAGAAAAGCAUAAUUAAGGAGCCUGAAUCAGCAGCAGAAGCUGUAAAAUUGGCAUUCCAACAGAAGCCACCGCCCCCUCCCAAGAAGAUUUAUAACUACCUCGACAAGUAUGUUGUUGGCCAGUCGUUUGCUAAGAAGGUGCUUUCAGUUGCUGUGUACAAUCAUUAUAAGAGAAUAUAUAAUAAUAUCCCAGCUAAUCUGAGACAGCAGACAGAGGUGGAGAAGCAAACAUCAUUAACACCUCGAGAGUUAGAAAUAAGAAGACGGGAGGAUGAGUACAGAUUUACAAAAUUGCUUCAGAUCGCUGGAAUUAGUCCACAUGGUAAUGCUUUAGGAGCAUCAAUGCAGCAGCAGGUAAAUCAACAAGUACCUCAGGAAAAGCGAGGUGGCGAAGUGUUGGAUUCUUCUCAUGAUGACAUAAAACUUGAAAAAAGUAAUAUUUUGCUGCUUGGACCAACAGGAUCAGGUAAAACUCUACUGGCACAAACACUAGCUAAAUGCCUUGAUGUCCCCUUUGCCAUCUGUGACUGUACGACUUUGACUCAGGCUGGAUAUGUGGGUGAAGAUAUUGAAUCUGUGAUUGCCAAGCUACUCCAGGAUGCCAAUUAUAAUGUAGAAAAAGCACAACAAGGAAUUGUCUUUCUGGAUGAAGUAGAUAAGAUUGGCAGUGUGCCAGGCAUUCAUCAGUUACGGGAUGUAGGUGGAGAAGGCGUUCAGCAAGGCUUACUAAAACUACUGGAAGGUACAAUAGUCAAUGUUCCAGAAAAGAAUUCUCGCAAGCUCCGUGGUGAGACAGUACAAGUUGACACAACAAAUAUCUUGUUUGUUGCGUCUGGUGCUUUCAAUGGCCUGGACAGAAUCAUCAGCAGGAGGAAAAAUGAAAAGUAUCUUGGAUUUGGAACACCAUCUAAUCUGGGCAAAGGCAGAAGGGCUGCAGCAGCUGCAGAUCUCGCCAAUCGAAGUGGGGAGUCAAACACUCACCAAGACAUUGAGGAGAAAGAUCGAUUGUUACGCCACGUGGAAGCCAGAGAUCUCAUUGAAUUUGGCAUGAUUCCUGAGUUUGUGGGACGGUUACCUGUGGUGGUUCCUUUGCAUAGUCUAGAUGAGAAAACACUUGUGCAAAUAUUAACUGAGCCACGUAAUGCGGUUAUUCCUCAAUACCAGGCCUUAUUCAGCAUGGAUAAGUGUGAACUGAAUGUUACUGAGGAUGCUUUGAAAGCUAUAGCCAGAUUAGCACUAGAGCGAAAAACUGGUGCAAGAGGCCUUCGGUCCAUAAUGGAAAAGCUGUUACUAGAACCAAUGUUUGAAGUUCCUAAUUCUGAUAUUGUAUGUGUGGAGGUUGACAAAGAAGUAGUAGAAGGAAAAAAGGAGCCAGGAUACAUCCGGGCUCCAACGAAAGACUCCUCUGAAGAGGAGUAUGACUCUGGAGUUGAAGAGGAAGGGUGGCCUCGCCAAGCAGAUGCUGCAAACAGCUAACUUGUCAGACUCUUGUCCUGUAUAUAAAGCUUUUCCUUCUUUUGCUUAGGAUCAUAACUGUCUCUGCAGUCUGACAUUAAAGGAGUUGGAUCUGUCUAUCUUGGAUAACAUACAUGGUCAGCAACCUUUAGGACAAGAAUCAGAUCAUGUAUUAUAUUGUAAUAUCACAUUGAUUUAUAACAGUGGACAUUAUGUGGACUUCAAUGAUACAAUGUUCUGAGAUUAAAAUGUACAUUACUUUGGUUCAGUUUUUUAAAAAUAUGCUUUAACAAAAUUCUUAAGUCCUUUUAAGCAAUGCAGGUGUUGCAAUAACUCUGAAUUUUACAAUAAUGUUACUCUACAAAUGGGAAAAUAAAUUAUUUCAAAUUGAAGAUUGA